Molecule: messenger RNA, 789 nt
Organism: Mytilus trossulus (common blue mussel)
Lineage: Eukaryota; Metazoa; Mollusca; Bivalvia; Mytilida; Mytilidae
Exons: 6
Coding region: 1-789 (262 amino acids)
Source: RefSeq, a predicted model, not a curated record
AUGAAUUUAAAUCAAAUGCAGCUGUCAAGAGCUGCAAAUCCGUGUGAGAAAUAUAAUUGGUUACGAAACACCGGUUACAGAAGAUCAAAUUGUUCAUCUAAACCUAACAGAGACAUUUGUGACAAGUUAAUGAAACCACAAUGGGUUAGACCAGUAGGAGAUGUUGAAAUUGUAAAUCAACAAGUAAAUGUUUACCAAUGUGCAACAACGUAUCCAAUAUGGAUGAGAGGGCAUUUGCCAAUGACCAAAGAUACAAUAAACGCAACAGUGUGUCUCAACAAAGGCAGAAUGCAAUACCAUGGCGGAUGUGAUGAUCAAAUGAUUAUACAAGUUAAAAACUGCACAGGAUAUUACGUUUACUAUAUCCAACCACCAGAAGUGUGCAACGCUGCGUAUUGUUUUGGCUAUGGGGAGUGUCCAUCAUUUGAGCCAUGUGAUUUUUACUACCAUGAAGAACUAGUGAAUUUUGACAUGCAAACCUAUUGCGAUUUAUCAUCCGGAUGGUACAAGCUAACAAGCCAAAAGCAGCUACCAACAACAUGCAAUGAGCCGUCUGCAUCAAAUCUAUGGAUAAAUGUUAAUGGCACAUCUCCAGAAAACGGCGAAAUUAUUGAAGCAAAGCUUUGUUAUAAAUAUGGUUCAUCAUGUUGUGACCGGUAUGCUGAUUUACAAAUGAAGAACUGCUCUGGAUCUUUAGUAUUGAACAUCACGUCUAAGCCAUCGUGCCUUUGUGGUGGAACAUGCUAUAGUACGUUAAGUUAUCAGUAUAUGUUACAGGGGUAUACAUAA